Messenger RNA from Penicillium egyptiacum, 1809 nucleotides. The record is from the annotation of a GenBank genome assembly. NCBI's taxonomy places the organism in Eukaryota, Fungi, Ascomycota, Eurotiomycetes, Eurotiales, Aspergillaceae.
AUGAAGGCGAUAUCCCUCCUUGCGCCCUUGGCAGCGACUCUGUUCAUGGCUGGGAGCGCAAGCUGCCUCUCUGCUCCUACUCCAGGAGGAAACGCGACAACCUGCGACUCGAACCUCUGCACCUGGUGGCAUGACUCUGGUGAAAUCAACACUCAGACACGAGUCGAGCCCAGCAAUGUCCGCCAGUCUCGUCGUUAUCUUGUUCAGGUCCGCCCUGCUGGGAGCCAGGAAGCCUUUCGCCCGUCCUUCGUCUACGAGGCAAUUCCCAGAAAUGGCAAUGGGAGAAUCCACUCUCCCUGGGACUACGGGAACGGGGAUGAUACUCUGGGUACAAACGUGGAUGAUGGAGUCAGCAUCGAACCUGAGGUUGGCAUCAACAUGGCCUGGUCCCAGUUCGAAUACGCCCAGGACGUGGAAGUGAAGAUCCUCCGUAGGGAUGGCCAGAGCCUAGGCGGUGCGUCCAAUGUCAAGAUCCGUCCGACCUCCACCAGUUACUCUGUGUCCUCCAACGAUGGAGGGAUCAUCAUUCGCGUGCCAAAGGAUGACCGGGGUCGCCGGUUCUCUGUCGAGUUCAACGACGAUCUUUACACCUACCGCUCCGAUGGCCAGAACUACGUCCAUUCCGGCGGCGAUAUUGUCUCCGUCGAGCCUAAGAAUGGGCUUAUCAUUUUCGCCAGUGCGUUUUUACCUGCCGACAUGGUCCCUACUAUGAAUUCGGACAACACGAAGACCAUGACCCCUGGCCCUAUUAACGCUGGCGACUGGGGGGAUAAGCCAAUCCUAUAUUUCCCACCAGGUGUCUACUGGAUGAACUCCAACCCGCAAGGUGACAAGCCCAAGUACGGAGAGAACCAUAUCAAGCUCCACCCUAACACCUACUGGGUGCAUCUCGCCCCAGGUGCCUACGUUAAAGGUGCAGUUCAGUACACUACGUCGAAUAGCAACUUCUAUGCCACUGGCCAUGGCGUCCUCUCCGGUGAGCAUUAUGUCUACCAAGCCAAUCCCGCGACCUACUAUCAGGCAGUGAAGAGCGACCAGACAAGUCUACGGCUAUGGUACCACGAAAACGUCGGUAGGCAGACGUGGCAUUGUGUUGGCCCGACUAUCAAUGCUCCCCCGUUUAACACUAUGGAUCUCCACGGUAACAGCUACGAUGCUAGCGUUCGCAUCUCCGAUUAUAAGCAGGUUGGUGCCUUCUUCUUCCAGACCGACGGGCCCCAGAUGUACCCUAAUAGCGUGGUUUCGGAUGUCUUCUACCACGCCAACGACGAUGGUAUCAAAGCCUACUAUUCCGGUGUCACUGCUAAGCGCCUUAUUAUCUGGAAGGUCCACAAUGACCCUAUUAUUCAGAUGGGCUGGGACUCUCGCCAGGUCAGCGGCGUUAACAUUGAUGGGCUCGAUAUCAUCCACACAAGGUACCGGCGCUCCGAAACAGUUGUGCCCUCGUCGAUCAUCGGUGCUUCUCCGUUCUAUAUGGACGGGAAAACUCCGGAUCACAGCAAGUUCAUCAGCAUGACAGUCCAAAACAUUGUUUGCGAAGGCCCCUGCCCAGCUCUCUUCCGCAUUCAGGCGCUGCAGAACUAUAAAGACUUUGUCGUCAGGAAUGUUGCGUACCCCGAUGGCUUGAUCACUGGCAGCUUCGGCCUCGGAGAGAGCAUCAUCCCCGCGGUGCCAGGCAUGACGAUGGAGCUUGACGUCACAAACUGGACGAUCAGGGGCGAGAAAGUCACCAUGUCAAACUUCCAGUCGGACAGCCUGGGCCAGAUGAACAUUGCUGCGCAAUAUUGGGGGCAGUGGUCUAUUCAGUGA